Messenger RNA from Pygocentrus nattereri (red-bellied piranha), 1369 nucleotides. RefSeq names its product cathepsin Z (gene ctsz). The record is from RefSeq and is a predicted model, not a curated record. The transcript is spliced from 6 exons. Gene Ontology annotation, molecular function: cysteine-type endopeptidase activity. The coding region runs from base 12 to 917 and encodes 301 amino acids. Lineage: Eukaryota; Metazoa; Chordata; Actinopteri; Characiformes; Serrasalmidae. Gene Ontology annotation, cellular component: lysosome.
UUCCGCUCAGCAUGGCUCCGGUUCUGCUGCUGUGUCUGUUUACGCUGUCCGGCGCUUCUGCUGGUCGGUAUUUUAGCGCGGAUCAGCCGUGUUUCAGACCCCUACAGCGGAGGAACCAGUUGGGAGUGAAGUCGGUUCCGCGGCCUCAUGAGUAUCUGAACGUCGCAGAUCUACCCAAAGCCUGGGACUGGAGGAACAUCAACGGCACCAACUAUGUCAGCACCACACGCAAUCAGCACAUCCCUCAGUACUGCGGGUCCUGCUGGGCUCAUGGCAGCACGAGCGCCCUCGCAGACCGAAUCAACAUCAAGCGGAAGGGGGCGUGGCCAUCCGCAUAUCUGUCCGUCCAGAAUGUUAUUGACUGUGGAAAUGCUGGUUCCUGUAACGGGGGAGAUCACUCGGGCGUGUGGCAGUACGCCAACACCAACGGCAUCCCUGACGAAACCUGCAACAACUACCAGGCCAAAGACCAGGACUGUAAACCGUUUAAUCAGUGUGGAACCUGCACUACGUUCGGUCAGUGUAACAUUGUGAAGAACUACACUGUGUGGAAGGUGGGAGAUUAUGGUUCUGUCAGUGGUCUGGAGAAGAUGAAGGCUGAGAUCUACGCUAGAGGACCCAUCAGUUGUGGAAUCAUGGCGACUCCUAAGCUGGAUGCGUACGUGGGAGGUUUGUACUCUGAGUACAUGGACUAUCCCAGCAUCAACCAUAUCGUGUCUGUGGCCGGCUGGGGCGUCGAUGAGAACGGAGUGGAGUUCUGGGUCGUGCGGAACUCCUGGGGAGAACCAUGGGGUGAGCACGGCUGGCUGAGGAUCGUCACCAGCGCGUAUAAAGGUGGCAGCGGGAGCCACUAUAAUCUGGCUGUGGAGGAGGACUGCAUGUAUGGGGAUCCUAUCGUCCCGGAGACCUACAUCUAGAAGCUCAAUCAGACUCUGCUUGUUCGAGUCUAAAUUCAGCCGCUGAGCUCAGUCAAUACUACUUUACAUGUUCAGGGAAAGUCACAGCAACGGCUGCUGCAGCAAAAACCAAAGAUUGAUCCACAGGGUCUGUUUUUGAUGUUGGUGCCACUUUAAUCUGAAUCAGAACCACUGAUGUUUCUGUUCUUCGCUUCUGAAUUCAGCUCUUCACGACUGCUUUAAAAUGUAUUUGCUCUUUAAAAUCAAACUGAAUUCCUGCUGAUGUGCCAGUAGAUUAAUUUUCCUCGUAUUGUCUUAAUCAGCCGCUUGGUUGUUUAGUGCAGUUCUGAACUGAAAAGGGAUCCGAAUGUAAACAAACAGAGCUGCAGUGAAACUCUGCGCCGCCUGUUCACUGCCACGUUUCUUCUUGUUCUGCGUGUCUUAAAUAAAAGCUUUGGGUGUUUUUAAAUCUG